This is a messenger RNA of Thrips palmi, 1152 nucleotides long. RefSeq names its product early growth response protein 1-like. NCBI's taxonomy places the organism in Eukaryota, Metazoa, Arthropoda, Insecta, Thysanoptera, Thripidae. Gene Ontology annotation, molecular function: RNA polymerase II cis-regulatory region sequence-specific DNA binding; DNA-binding transcription factor activity, RNA polymerase II-specific. Gene Ontology annotation, biological process: regulation of transcription by RNA polymerase II. The record is from RefSeq and is a predicted model, not a curated record. The transcript has a single exon. The coding region runs from base 409 to 690 and encodes 93 amino acids.
ACAGGGACAGUGGUAAACUCUUAAUCUACACUAAAGGAAUCCGUUGCCUGGUUCACAGGACCCCCAGCGGCCACCCCGCAGCUCCGCAUCAGCAGCACCUUCUCCCUGGCCGGCCCGGCCGGCGAUGCGGGGCAGGCGGAGCAGGCUUGGCGGCAGACGCGCAGCAGGAAGGCGAGGCUGGACUCCAAGCUCGGGGAGUCCGGGAACAAGUCUCGGGACAAGGCGGCCCCGCGGAAGCACCGAGCAGGCAACUCCAAGGCGGGGCGACACGUGUGUCAAGUGUGCGGCAGGUACUGGCUAUCAGCUACUGACCUGGAGAGACAUGCGAGGAAGCACACCGGAGAGAAACCGUACGAGUGUGAUGAGUGCGGGAAGAAGUUCACUCAGAAGGGUAAUCUUGACGUGCACAUGAGGGUCCACACUGGAGAGAAACCGUUCGAGUGUAAUGUGUGCGAGAAGAAGUUUUCUAUGAAAGAGGAUCUUAAGCGGCACACGAGGAUCCACAACGGGGAGAAGCCCUACGAGUGCGACGUGUGCAAGAAGAAGUUCGCUGUGAAGGGUAAUCUCGAUGCGCACAUGAGGGUUCACACUGGUGAGAAGCCUUACAAGUGUGAUGUGUGUGGAAAGAAGUUUUCGUGGCCAACUCUUUUUGCAGCACACAAGCGAAUGCACUCUGGGGAGAAACCGUAGAGUGUGACGUGUGUAAGGAAAAGUUCACUUGGAAGGAAGGUUCUGACUUGCACAGGAGGCUUCCCACCGGAGGGACGCCUUAAGUACAGAGAACUGUCAGUGUCGUUGUCCCUUGCCCACGCGCUUAUUCAUGUGUGAUGCAAGGGUUUGAUUCGUACAGUGGUCGGUUUUCUGUCUUUGUCUCGGAGGAUUGACUCAAUGUGCCCGCGGACACUGCGAACAGUUUAGGAUUCGUAUUUUCUCGCCUCUAAAAUUUGUUUCUUUACCAGUUAUCUGUAAAACGUAUUGGCUCGCUGGUGCUUUAUUUUGUAAGACACUGUUGACACGGUAGCUAAACGUUCUACAUGUGGCAGUGAAUUGUUCUGUCUCAUUUGUCAUUUUUCUAUUAGCCAUUGAAAGCAUUAUACUAAAAGCUUUGUUAUUGAACUAAUAUUUCGUUUCCCUUUCCCAUGGCGAUUUUGU